Molecule: messenger RNA, 1214 nt
Organism: Tachysurus vachellii
Lineage: Eukaryota; Metazoa; Chordata; Actinopteri; Siluriformes; Bagridae
Gene: cdkn3
Product: cyclin dependent kinase inhibitor 3
Exons: 4
Coding region: 618-935 (105 amino acids)
Molecular function (GO): protein tyrosine phosphatase activity
Source: RefSeq, a predicted model, not a curated record
CCAAAUGUGUUAGGAGUGAAUAAUAGAUUACAUUAAUGUCAACAACACUGUUAACAACUUUAUUUAAUAUGUGUGUAGGUUAUGAGGACCAGUGAGUUUGAUUCCUCUGAUGAAGAGGAUUGUGGUGAUGAAGAGUCUUACACUCCUCUACACAUCUCCUGUUCAGGACACAAAUAAUCACUCAACACUCUGACACCUUAAAGUGGUAACCUGUGUGUGUGUGUGUGUGUGUGUGUGUGUGUGUUGUGUGUGUGUGUGUGUGUGUGUGUGUGUGUGUGUGUGUGAGAGCAGAUUGUCCUUGUCGGUGGUUGAGUGCUCACAGUUCCUCGGUAUUUGCUCUUUGCCAGGAUGCAGAUAUAAGGGCAUCAGGAGAAACUUGGAGAAAGAUGUGGGCAAGUCUCUCUCUCUCUCACACACACACACACACACACACACACACACACACACACACACACACACACACAAAGCUAAGAAAGAGGAGGAUUCUGGUAUGACUGUGUGUGUGUGAGUUGUGUGCCCAGGGUGUACAGGAUGUGUUUGUGUUAUGUGAGAGUGCUGAGCUUGUGUGUUACAGAGUGCCAUGUCUGUUAGAGUGUUACACUCGGUGUGGACUCAGCAUGCACCACCUGCCCUUCCCUGAUGGUGGCGCUCCUGAGCUGCACCAAUGUACUUGCAUCCUGGAUGAACUGCAGCAUUGCUUACACACCCAGCGACGCACCAUCAUCCAUUGCUGCAGCUCUGUCUCCAUGACACCCACUAAUGCCAUCGAGAUCCUGAGAGAGCUAAGAGGAGGCGGAGCAAUUCAGACUGUCAAACAGUACAACUUCCUGCAUGAGUUUCGGGAGACGUUUGCAGCUCAUCAGGAAACCAAAGAGUCCAGAAGAAGAGUCCACAGCCCUGCCCCUGGAAAACCUGACCCACCCCUCCAUCUUUAACCGUGAUUUAUUAAGGAAGUGACAAGUCUGAUCUUAUUCUGCACUGAUCUGAGAUUUUCACAUUGUGGGUUUUUCUGUUAGUAUUAUGGGAUUGAUUAUGGCAUUGCUUGUUCAUGUGAACUGGUGGGGUGCCAAUAGUUUUUAAACGGCCUUGUAGAGCAUUGUGGUGAUAAAUCACAUGUGAAGUGAAUGUUGUGUUUCCCUCUAAACAUCAACUGGAAACAGAAGUUCAGCUUCUCCUUCAGUCUUUUAUUUCGUGAGUACGUACACACACACACA